AUGUACAAUAGAGAUUUUCGUAUCCGGGUGCAUCGUUCUCGAGGUGAUAGUGGGCAAAACGAAGCCGAAAGAACCAACUCCGCAAUCAGAGAUGCCGUUGUUGAUGGUGCUACCAUCGAAUGGGAACAUUACGAGUGCUUUGAUGGUUUACAAGAUAAUGAAAUAGCAGCCAUGUCCCUUCAGGAUUAUGAAAUCCACGAAGCCCAAAGAAUGGAAAAGAAUGCAUGGAGAGUUGCCAACCAGCUGGCGGAAAGGAUUGAUGGCGCACCUGUCUUAUCUGAGUUUAUUCAUGGCUGUGUUUCGGAAAAAACAGAAGAUUCAUUCUUUUUUAACGAAGAUUAUCUGUCAAAGUAUAUGAGUGCAACAAAGAAUGUUAGAUCACAUCUUCCAGGAUCAGCUUACUUUAACAAGAUAUCCGACUUUAUGGACACGCAUGUCCAAUCGGGAGAAUUAUACAGUGAGUUCCUGAGAGACUCAUGUCAGAAAACAGACGGCUCAUUGUGUCAAUACUGUUCCGAAAAUCGUUGGGUUGGACCUGUCAUGACAAGAAUUCCUAGACCAAUUCCAGAUUACUCCAAACUAACAGACUAUAGUUACAAAUCUGUUUGUGACACUUCGGUUUUGGACAGUGAUGGGAAGGAACGAGAGCCUGAUGACUGGCAACCAAGACAUAACAUUAGGAAACAGUAUGAGCAAAAGAAUCUUAGUGCAGUUAGUGCACUUAACCAGUUUGGAAAAUCUUACGAAAAUCCGGGAUCGACAGCGGCAAAACGACCGAAGAGAAAGGCAGCAAAAAGAUGUGUCUUCAUAUAACUGGAAAUCGCUUGUGGAAGAUGGAAAGCUUGCCUCUCUUACAGUACCUGAACUCGACAAAUACCUCGAGCAUUAUCAGCUGCCCAAUAAUGGUCGUAAAAACGAUAAGAUGAGAAGGAUAAUUGCUCACUACUUCAGCGAGAACAGCGAACAAAUUCCAGAGAACUUUGCCAUAAAUAGAGAAGACGACAAUGAAAGUGGAAGCGAUGAAGAUUUACUAAUAUAUGAAAGUGAGAGCAGUGACAAUAAUGGGACUAGUGAGAGCGAGGACAGUGCGACGGAUAAUAUUUGUAAUCCACCAUCGUUAGUAUCUCGAAGUGGUCGCAGAGUUGGUCAUUGGCGAACCCGUUAUGCAAAUUAA
This is a messenger RNA of Paramuricea clavata, 1174 nucleotides long. The record is from the annotation of a GenBank genome assembly. NCBI's taxonomy places the organism in Eukaryota, Metazoa, Cnidaria, Anthozoa, Malacalcyonacea, Plexauridae.